AUGUUCAAGCUCAGUUCUACAUUAACUGGCCACGAGCUGGAUGUUCGUUGUGUGGCAAUUGCAGGCACGAAAACGAUCAUUUCCGGACUGAGAGAUGCUACGCUUCGAAGCUGGACUCCCACAGCUUCUAAUCUGAGUCUGGACGAUUCUCUCGUAGUUUUCCAUUCUCCGGAAAACUCAUUUAUCAAUGCUGUUGCUUACAUAGACGAGGUCAAUUGUACAGGAGAACCAUUGGUUGCAAGCGGAGGAAAGGACUGUAUUGUAUUUCUUUCACCAAUUGCAAUCGAUCCAUCUGCUCAAGACAUGGCUAAGUACAACCUUAUCGGCCACGAGAAUAAUGUUUGUGCUCUUUCUUACGCCGACAACAACUUGAUAUCGGGGUCGUGGGAUGCCACUGCCCGUGUAUGGGAUCUCGAAUCGAUGCAGACAAAGUAUGUUUUACGAGGACACACGGCUUCUGUAUGGGAUGUGAAGAUACUAGAUGCCAAGAAUGACAUAUACUUGACAGCAUCUGCUGAUGGCACCAUACGCAAAUGGAAGGGCGACAAGGAAGUAAAACAGUACAAGGGACACCAGGAUGUUGUGAGGAAGUUGUUGCUUUUUCCCGAUGGAAAGUCGUUUGCUUCAUGUUCCAAUGAUGCUACCAUCGUGAUUUGGGACCUUGAGUCUGGAAACAUCAAACAAAGGCUCGCAGGACACACAUCCUUCAUCUAUGAUUUGGGAUUAUUGCCCAAUGGCGACCUAGUCUCCUGCGGUGAAGACAGAAGUGUCAGAGUGUGGAGAGAUAAUGCCAUAAUCCAGGCAAUUACCUUGCCCUGUGUGUCUGUGUGGUGUUUGGGCCACAUUCGACAACGGCGAUUUUGUAGUGGGAGGCUCUGA
This is a messenger RNA of Meyerozyma guilliermondii ATCC 6260, 879 nucleotides long. RefSeq names its product WD40 repeat domain-containing protein. Gene Ontology annotation, cellular component: nucleus; cytoplasm. The transcript has a single exon. Gene Ontology annotation, molecular function: ubiquitin binding. The record is from RefSeq and is a predicted model, not a curated record. NCBI's taxonomy places the organism in Eukaryota, Fungi, Ascomycota, Pichiomycetes, Serinales, Debaryomycetaceae. Gene Ontology annotation, biological process: ubiquitin recycling; proteasome-mediated ubiquitin-dependent protein catabolic process. Bases 1 to 879 code for a protein of 292 amino acids.